Haliotis rubra (blacklip abalone) is the source of this 12694-nucleotide messenger RNA. RefSeq lists its product as uncharacterized. The transcript has 10 exons. Gene Ontology annotation, biological process: proteolysis. The record is from RefSeq and is a predicted model, not a curated record. Bases 214 to 11466 code for a protein of 3750 amino acids. Gene Ontology annotation, molecular function: cysteine-type peptidase activity; protein binding. Lineage: Eukaryota; Metazoa; Mollusca; Gastropoda; Lepetellida; Haliotidae.
UCUCAUAUCACAAGUGGACGACGCGUAAAGGAAGGACACAUUUCAGGAGGACAGUCAAUGUUCGUUACGAGGAGUUUGUUACUGUGUUCAAAGUAUACAGUGAGGAGCAAUUCGACUCGUGAGGUAAUACAGUGAAUGUAUUAACGGAUUUUAUACGUUAAUAAUCUUGAAAGAUCGUCACAUCUCCAAUAGCGCGUACCCUGCUGUACAAGGAUGGGCGUAACCAUAGAAACCUGGAGAGCCCGGAUUGGACUACACAGCCAACCCAACAAGAGCCAGAAGACUACCACCACUCAGGGCAUGACAACAGGAGGGGGCAGCUUCUCGUGUCGACCGCGGCACAUUCUCAUGGUCAUCGGACUUCUGCUGCUUCUCAGUGGAAACGUAGAACUGAACCCAGGGCCGUCAUCACGACGACAGCAGCCUCCGCAGCAGAACAACCCCUCGAACCGACCGUAUACCAACAAAGACGAAUCAUUCACCACCACGGAAGUGCUUGACAUCCUCCAAAAUCCUGACUUCAGCAGAGUCACCACCCAGCCUCCCGUAAAACCACGGGCAGGACAGGCCUUUCUCUAUCACUUCACUGAUGUCAACAAACGAGAUGACUGGAGAUGUGACCAAUACCACUUCCACCAUAAUGCCACACGAGAACAACCCAAAGCAGAUCCAAAGUUCAAGAAGUUGUUCUUUGUUAUAAAGACCAGGGAAGGCAAGGACAAGAGGUUUAAGAAGCAUGCCUAUAUUCAUUUAGCAGAAGACAAUCAUCUUGUGCUAUUCCAAUACAUUGGAGAUGAGAGAAUUGCUGAAGAUCUUCCUCAUGGUAACUCCAAGAAUGCAUCUGUUCCAUACAUUCGACUUUGUCCAUCUGUAAUCAGAGCCAUCAAAGAUGUUUCCAGCAAUUUCACAGAAACUUUGACUUCUUUAAAUCGGCAAGCAGCUACUUCAGAUGUUCCAGAAGUAUAUAAACCACGGUCACGUCUUCACGUCAUGAACACUAGAUACAGGGGGCAAAAAGACUGCACAAAGGAAAAUCACACCAACAGCCUGGACAAAACUGGAGAGCCUACGCUAUACAAUCUUGCAGUUGCUUUAAAGAAGGACACUGAAGUGGACAAGAUAGUACCUGAGAAAGGAAAAAGGAAAAAACCGAAAAGGCUAAAGAAUCUACAACACAUAGUUCGAGCAUCAUCUGAUUUCCCUGACAAUCAGGAUAAUCUACGGCCGACAGAAGACAGUCACGUGAUGCCAGUAAGAAAUCCAAAGACACCUUUGGACUUUCGGUUAGUAGAAUCAAACACAGCCUUAUCUACUGCUGGCGUUGAUAACACACAAGUGUUACACUCAGAAACGGGCGAAACAGAUCAUCUUCAUCCUUUGACGUGUGAUGGAGCAAACGUACCACAGACUAUAAGCAGAGAAAAAACAGACCAAGGAGCCUCAGAAGUGGUUGAUUUCCUUAAAACCAUUCUCCAAGAUCAAUGUAUUACCUCAAGCAAUUCUAUCUCUGCGAAUGCUCCUUCGACACAUGUAAAGGAAAACGAGUUGACAUUUUCCUCAUCCGAAGAUGGCAGCUGUCAAAUCACUUGUCAAGACAACAACAAGUCAAAUUCAGACAUCGCAGUACAGGCAUCAGGAAAAGAAACUCCAGCGCUGGUAGAAAAUGACAACAGUGAAAACACACAACCAGCUUCACUCGAAAACUUCAUUCACGCCAUUGUCAACGAUGGCAGGCUUGGGAAGAUUUUUCAGCUACUCCAUCAAAUUCAGAGUACAUGGAAUGUCAGUCAGCAGCAAUCCUAUUGUCAACACAGAGCCGAUGAACACUGGGCUUUUGAGCAUGAAGCAUCAGCUCACAGAUCAUCUGGCAACUCCUGUAUCAAAGAUAACGGCUCACAGUGGCUUUCAUCUUCUCUGCCUCUCACAGCUUCCACACUUAUCACACAAGUGAAAAAUCUAUGGGAGUCUGAUUUCAAUUUGACCAGUGACCUUCUUCUCAAAACUGAAACUGUUCAACAAUACACGAAUUCAAAUACCUUUCCACCUUUACUUGCAUCAUUAGUGUUAGGAGCAUUUAAAAUGCAAACAGACAUUGUUGAGUUUAUGGAAACUCUCAAAGAACGACCAGGGCAUUUAAAACCUGCAGGCAACGAUAUCAGUGUAGAGGUCUCAAACGAUGUACGCUUUAGCAUUGGCAGAUAUACAGUGGUUGGACAGGACCUGAUGAAGCUGAACAAAUCAUCAUGGCUGGACGACAGCGUGAUCCAUGCUUACCUAUAUCUGUUGGAAGACCGAUUCUCUAAAGAAGGCACGAAAAUAUUCAUCUUGGAAUGUUUCGUUGCUGAAUUCUGGGAAAAGAAGAAUUAUGGAGAGUGCUUGUAUAAAGAGGUAGCCCUGGUGGAGUACACGUGGAUCCUGAUGCCGAUGUGUCGACACAGUCACUGGAUACUGCUUGCUGCGAACAUAAGAAAUGGGGAUGUUUGUGUGAUUAACUCUAUACCCUCAGAGGAUACACAGAGAAAUAUUCUUCAGCACUGGAGGGCGUACAUGGCCUGUAGAAGUCGGGAAACGAAAGAGAAUCUUUCUACCUGGAGAGAGAUCCAGUGUCCCGUCUUCCCACAAACUGACGGCAACAGCUGUGGUGUGCAUAUUCUUAUGGCUGCUGAGGCAUUGCUGUCAGGUGUCUGUCCUGCUGUCAUGAGGAACUGUCACGUAUCUGGAUAUCGGGAGUUUGUUAAACACCAACUUCUAGAUGCAGCAGAGAUGCAUACAAAUGACAAUGAAGAAAUCAACGUUCACUCACCCGAGGAGGUGGAAAUCAUAGAGAUCCCCAUUGACACAAGUGCCAGCAAACAAGACGUUGAGGCGGAAGAUUUUCGGAAGAGGACAUCCACACAAACAUCUGUCAUCGAUGUCCACAAUCAAAGUGUCAUCUGUGAAGAACUAGUGGGAGAUAUUUCUAACAUAGAGGUGGAACCUUCGACUGUCACGACACAUGAACGAUUAGAUAAAUGUGGAGGUUUGACUGACAACACAAACAUUAUUGUAACAGAGAGUAUUCACAUCAGUGAAAACACGGGAUCAAUGGAGAUUACAGCAACAAGUGACAUGGUGCCAUCUGAACCGCAUGAUACAACACCAGGAUUGUGUCCAGAAGACAUACGUUCAUAUUGUGAAGAACUAUUUCAAAACCAAAAGUCUUCCUUUGUAGGCUUGACCCUUGUAUGCUUCAUGAAAGGACGUCUGCCAUUAACGGCUCUUGAUGACCAAGAAAAUACUUCCCCACUGAAAGACUAUAUUAAAUGGGGCUGCCAACUGUGUAAUUGUGAGGCAACUACAAACGCCGAAAUAAGGAAUGCGUUCCUUGGAUUAGAAAAGCUUGUCUUGACAUCAGAACAGAACUCACUUGUCAUACUUAGGAAUACCGAUAUAAAAAGAGCGCUAUCCACGGUGAUUGCAGAUCAUCUUCAAGAAUACAUUGACAUUAUUGAUCUAAAAUUCAUCUUCUUUCAUAUCAGGGUCAAUGAACAAGAUGGUGGUUUCUACGUGUGUCUAAAGGGGAAAAUGGUUGAGGAUUUGGCAAGACGAUUUGCAAAAGAGGUUUUGCAAAGUAACCUUGCUUUAGUGUUGUCUCACGAUUCUUUUGGGUAUUUUCACUUCAAUUUGUUGUUCUUGAAAGCGGUCAAACGUCAGUUAAAGUCUGAUGACAUCCAAAUUAUUUUGGAAAAUUCAGAUAGCACGUUUGGCGGAACAUUCAUCCAUUGGAUGUGCUUUGGGAGGAAUGCUGAACUCUUCAAAUCACUGUCGUUCUGCUUAACAGCUAAUCAAAAGGCUGCUUGUCUCACACCAUGUUGUAUUUCUGGUAAUUCCAACAUUGUGCAGUUACUCUGCAUAGAGACCGAUUUAACUGACUGUCUGAGGAAUCCUAAAAGUCGACUGACCCUACCAGGUAUUGCACAAAAUAUGGAGAGCCCUCUGACAAAUAUUGAAUCAUAUGACACCCAUGCCUUGCCAGCCCUACACCUCUCCAGUCUUUACGGACAUACUGGCGUAGUGUCUAAUCUCCUGGAGAAUGGAUUUGAUGUCAAUGCACAAUUAGUCGAAGGGUCCGGAACCAACAUACCGUUCCUACCCAUGAGUACUGCUGCUUUAGCUGCUGCAACUAAAGGGAAUAUAGAUGUUGUGAAAUGUCUGAUACAGCACGGUGCAGAUCUCAAUCUCCACGACAUCAUGUUCAACGCACCAAUACACUCUGCUUGUAGAUCAGGUAACCGUGACCUCGUGGCACUGAUUGCAAGACAAUGCUGCAUCUCAGAAGGGGAUGCUGAAGGGAAUACGCCCCUGCAUAUUGCUUGUAAGCGAGGGGAAUCAGAUAAUGUAUCCAUACUGCUGGAGAGAGGGGCUGACUGCACGGUGCUGAAUUACAACAAUGAAAUGCCACUGGAUAUAGUUUGUAAGGAGGGAUUUCUUGACGUCGCUAAGGUUAUUUUAAAUCAAAGGGGUUACCCGCUUCCUUACGAUGGGUCUAAUACACCUUUACAUAAAGCGUGUGCAGCAGGGUUUAGUGAUAUCAUUGAGUUACUGUUACAGUAUGAUGCUGAUAGAUCUGUCACUGUGGAUGACCAAAACCCCCUUUUGACUGCUGCAUAUUCAAACAAUGCUGAUGUGGUUAAGAUACUGCUUAAUACAAGCGCUGCAAACAUUGUCAUAUGUGAUUCAAAAAUUGUAUCAGAGUGUUUAGAAAAGGGACAUAUCGGGGUGGUUAAAAUACUGUUGGAGAAAGGAGCUUGUGUGAAGGGUAGAGGCAGGUAUGGGCAUUCACUACUGGCUAAAGCUUGUGAAAAGGGAGAUAUAGAGAUCGUUAAGCUACUGCUGGAGAAAGGGGCAAGUGUGGCUGAUAUCUUCAGGUAUAGGUAUUCACCAAUGGCUAGACCUUUUGAAAAGGGAGAUAUAGAGAUCGUUAAGCUACUGCUGGAGAAAGGGGAAAGUGUGACUGAUAUCGACAUGGAUCGGUAUUCACCACUGGCUAGAGCUUGUAAAAAGGGAUAUAUAGAGAUCGUUAAGCUACUGCUGGAGAAAGGGGCAAGUGUGACUGAUUUCGACAGGUAUAGGUAUUCACCACUGGCUAAAGCUUGUGGAAAGGGAGAUACAGAAAUUGUUAAGCUACUUCUGGAGAAAGGGGCAAGUCUGACUGAUACCGACUUGGAUAACUAUUCACCACUGGCUAAAGCUUGUGAAAAGGGAGAUAUAGAGAUCGUUAAGCUACUGCUGGAGAAAGGGGCAAGUGUGACUGAUCUCGACAUGGAUGGGUAUUCACUACUGGUUACAGCUUGUGAAAAGGGAGAUAUAGAGAUCGUUAAGCUACUGCUGGAGAAAGGGGCAUGUGUGACUAAUGUCGACAUGGAUGAUUAUUCACCACUGGCUAUAGCUUGUGAAAAGGGAGAUAUAGAGAUGGUUAAGCUACUGCUGGAGAAAGGGGCUGCUGAGACUGAUCUCGACAUGGUUGGGAAUUCACGACUGGUUAUACCUUGUCAAAAGGGAGAUAUAGAGAUCGUUAAGCUACUUCUGGAGAACGGGGCAAGUGUGACUGAUUUCGACAUGGAUGGGUAUUCACCACUGGCUAGAGCUUGUGAAAAGGGAGAUAUAGAGAUCGUUAGGCUACUGCUGGAGAAAGGGGCAAGUGUGAAUGAUAUCGAUAUGGAUGAUUAUUCAGCACUGGCUAAAGCUUGUGAAAAGGGAGAUAUAGAGAUCGUUAAGCUACUGCUGGAGGAAGGGGCUAGUGUGACUGGUCUCGAAAUGGGUGAGCCUUCACUACUGGCUAUACCUUGUGAAAAGGGAGAUAUAGAGAUCGUUAAGCUACUGCUGGAGAAAGGGGCAAGUCUGACUGCUAUCGACUUGCAUGGGUAUUCACCACUGGCUAGAGCUUGCGAAAAGGGAGAUAUAGAGAUCGUUAAGUUACUGCUGGAGAAAGGGGCAAGUCUGACUGAUAUCGACAUGGAUGAUUAUUCACCACUGGCUAGAGCUUGUGAAAAGGGAGAUAUAGAGAUCGUUAAGCUACUGUUGGAGAAAGGGGCUAGUGUGACUGAUAUCGACAGGUAUGGGUAUUUACCACCGGCUAGAGCUUGUGAAAAGGUAGAUAUAGAGAUGGUUAAGCUGCUGCUGAAGAAAGGGGCAAGUCUGACUGCUAACGACAUGGAUAGGUAUUCACCACUGGCUAGAGCUUGUGAAAAGGGAGAUAUAGAGAUGGUUAAGCUACUGCUGGAGAAAGGGGCAAGUGUGACUGCUAUCGACAGGUAUGGGUAUUCGCCACUGGCUAGAGCUUGUCAAAAGGGAGAUAUAGAGAUUGUUAAGCUACUGCUGGAGAAAGGGGAAAGUGUGACUGCUAUCGACAGGUAUGGGUAUUUACCACUGGCUAGAGCUUGUCAAAAGGGAGAUAUAGAGAUCGUUAAGCUACUGCUGGAGAAAGGGGCAAGUGUGACUGCUAUCGACAUGGAUGGGUAUUCACCACUGGCUAGAGCUUGUAAAAAGGGAGAUAUAGAGAUCGUUAAGCUACUCCUGGAGAAAGGGGCAAGUGUGACUGCUAUCGACAGGUAUAGGUAUUUACCACUGGCUAUAGCUUGUGAAAAGGGAGAUAUGGAGAUCGUUAAGCUACUGCUGGAGAAAGGGGCAAGUGUGACUGCUAUAGACAUGCAUGGGUAUUCACCACUGGCUACAGCAUGUCAAGAGGGAUAUAUAGAGAUAGUUAAGCUACUGCUGGUGAAAACAGCAAGUGUUUCUGAUACCGUCUUGGAUAAGUAUUCACCACUCGCUAGAGCUUGUGAAAAGGGACAUAUAGAAAUAGUUAAGCUGCUGCUUGAAAAAAGGCUUAGUGUGUCAGAUACCGACAUAGAUGGGUAUUUACCUCUUGUUACAGCUUGUGGAAAGGGAGUUUGUGUGUCAACUGUAUAUCAUUUUUUCCGACUGUCCAUCAAACGAUUGCAACUAGAUGUAACUAGAAAUAUCGACAUAUCAUCAUUUCUCAAAAGGGUUCUUCAAAAGAAACAUUUUAUUAUGUUUAGGAUGCUGCUUCCGAUACUUCCUUCAGAUGUAUCUCCAGAAUUCUUCCUUCAAGAAUUGUGUUGCCUUGACUCACCACAAGUUCUUUUAUUACUAACUGAAAUGUGCAAUGGAAUUUGUUUACAAAAUACACUUACAGCAGCAGAAGAUUUGAAAAAUGUCAAAUGCAUUGAAAUACUCAAUUUACUCAAUACUUAUGAUGUAAAAGGUAUUCUCCUCCACAGGGUUGUUGCAUGUGGCUACAUGAACUUGGUAAAACGUUAUUUUGAGAAAUUUCCAUCCAGUCAUCACGCAGACUCGUGUGUGAUGAUUGCAUCAAGAUAUGGACACACGGCUAUUGUUGAAUGGCUAUUGCACAAAUAUUCUAACGACAUGACUUGCAGAGAACUCUUUGGCAGAUGCAGUAUUCAAACUUUGUUUGACGAUAUCUCCGAAUCCAGUGUAACUGAAUAUAGGAAGGAUACGACAUCUCUCUUUGAAGCAUGUUACCAAGGACACACUAACAUAGUGAGAUUAUUGUUACAAUAUGAAAUGUACAUGUCGGAUCAGGCUGUUUCGUCAUCUUUUCAUUUGGUAUGUGAAAGAGGAAACAUUGGCGUACUACACUUACUGUUAGAUUCUGGGCUAUAUGUAGAUCAUGUGGAUGAAACUGGGAGCACGGGUCUCUAUAUCUGUAGUAGAAAUGCAAGAGAUUCGGCUGUGCAAGUGUUAUUAGAGAAUGGUGCAAAUCCAUGCCAUGUAAACAAUGAAGGUGAAACGCCUCUUCACGCAGCCAUGGAAAGUAAUAACUUCACUGUCAUGAAAUCACUCCUCAGGUAUACAACUUCAUUUUCAAAUGUGCCAGUUUCAAUGUUAAAUAAUGGUUAUCUGUUCAAGCUUGUAUCUGAAAAUAUUCACGAAAAGUCAUUAGCAGCUGUAGAUUCUGAUAGUAACUCACUUCUUCAUCAUGCUGUGAGAUUUGGCUUUCCUGACAGUGUUGCGACCUUACUGGAACGUGGUGUUGAUGGCUCUCUGACGAACUGCAAGAAAGAAACUGCGAUGCAUAUUGCUGCUGAGAGAGGGUGUCGGAAAAGCGUAAGGCUUCUCAUUCGAUACCAUCACACCAGUAAUGUUGAGAAUAUGGACAAACAGACACCACUCCAUUGUGCUGCGUCCGAAGGACAUUUGAACAUUGUUAAAGAUUUAAUUGAUUGCGAUUCAAAUGUAUCUUUGAAAGGUUGUCUGCACUAUGCUGCUAAAUCAGGUCAUGUAGAAACUGUGCAAUGCUUAAUAAACAAAGGGGCUGUAAUAAAUGAAACUUACUGUCAAAGUGAUACUCCGCUACAUCAUGCAUGUGAAUCAGGAAACAUCCAAACUGUUAAUGUGUUACUUUCAUCAAGAGCAGAUGUCAAUGCACAGGGACAUAAAGGACGCACUCCACUCCAUAUAGCAUGUGCAAGAGGAUAUGACGGAAUUGUUGACUGUUUAUUGAAUCAUGGUGCUGAUCCAAACCUCAGAAACAAAUUCAACAAUACGUCUCUUUUAUCAGCUGUAGUAGAGGGACACCUUGAUGUUAUCAAAGUAAUGAUGAUAAAGGGAGCUAAGGCCGAAAUAUCAGGAGCAAAUGGCAGUAACUAUUUGAUUGCAUGUUGUACACGAGGUCAUCUACAUGUGGCGAGGUACUUAAUAGAAAAUGGAGCUAACAUUUCUUCCAUUGGCCUUCAGUGUAUAUCCCCCUUUUCAGUGUCUUUGAGUGACAUAUUGGAAGAUGAAAGAGAAACCAUAGAAGACAUUCAAAAUACAGUUAGAAGUGGAAUUGAGGGUAUGACGUCACUGCAUGCUGCAAUGGAUGGUAACCACUUUGACGUAGCAGAGUAUCUUAUGAAUCAAGGUGCUGAUGUGCUUGAGAAUGACCAGUAUGGUAAAAGCGUGCUUAUGAAAAUAUGUGAGAAAGGUAAUUUGCAGGUAACAAAAGCAUUUCUUUCUUCUGGAUCAGUGUUUCCUUCAGUGUUGAGAAAACAUAUCAUUAAAGGAUUUACCCUACAAAAAACUCAAACUUCAUCUCAAUGUGAGAAAAAAUCAAGUGAUUCGGUGGCAGUGAGAGAAACAGGGCAUGUGAUAGAAGUAAUUGAUGAACCAGACACGGACUCUGUUAAUGUCCCUCCAGUCAAAGUAGCUUGUGACUGUGACCAUGGUGAUGUGGCUAGUUUACUUAUAGCAUACAGUGCUGGGUGGCUAUCAGACAUGGAUGACAGUCAUCUCUAUGACGGUAAAUCUCCCUUACAUCUUGCAUAUGAUGCUGGGUUUAUGGAUGUGGUUGCUUGUUUGUUGUCGUCAGCUACCAAUUCAAAUGCUGUAGAUUCAAAUGGUCACACAAUCUUCCAUAAAGCAUGUGAACAUGGGGACGUGAAAACAUUACAAAACAUAUUGAAAUUCAAUGUAGAGAUCAAACAGCAACUGUUUAUAAAAUCAAAAGAUGGAGAAAUGCUUUCUCACAUAACAUCACGAAGGGGGCAUUUGCAUAUUCUACAGAUGUUGCUCGAGGCUGGAAUGGAUCUCGAUCAUUUAACAGAUGAAGGUGACAAUGUCCUCCACCUGGCGUGUUCCUACGACAAAUACAGAGUAUGUACGUUCCUUCUCGAUACCAGUCCUAAUCUGGCAUGGGUAAAAAAUCACAAUGGUUUCACACCUCUCGACAUGGCAAUAGGGACUGGCAAUGACAAAAUUGUUAGAAUCUUCUUCGCUCAUGCAAAGUUAACCCAAUAUGGUAGAAUGCAAAACACCAUCUGGAUGUACCUCUGUGAGUCAAUGGACAACAUAAACAGGCUGAACGUUUUAGUCAGGUGCAGCAACGUUAUGGAGAUGACAGAUAAUCACGGCAACACACCAUUUCAUAUUGCCGCAAUGACAGGCAGUACUCGUGCUAUUGACUGUCUUCUAAAACAUGAUAGAAAAGAUUGUGUAAAGCUUUCAAAUAGUGACGGAGAUACGCCACUUCAUGUUGCCUCACAUCAAGGGCACUCCGCUGUGGUCCGUAUAUUAUCUCCGAACUUUGAAACAAAUGUGGCAAAUAACCUAGGUGACACGCCACUCCAUGUGUCUUGCCUCAAUGCCCAGAGAGGAUCUGUAUUGACUCUUCUAUCAGCUGAUUCAAACGUCAAUGCUGAGAACAACUGUGGUGAUACCCCUCUACAUAUGGUUUUACAUUCAUUUUUUACCAUGCCCGAUGCUAAACUGGCAGAAACCAUCAGAAUUAUUCAUCAUUUACUAGCAUAUGCAGCCGACCCAUGUUGCCAAAAUAUCAAUAGGAACACACCCUUGCAUGUCGCGUGUUCCUUAGGCAAAAUUGAAAUUGUUGCAAGUUUACUUACAUAUUAUAAAGAUCUCAACAUAAUGAAUAGAUGUGGUAAAACACCCCUACAUGUAGCUUGUGAAUAUGACCAUAGCGCCAUUGUGGACCUCCUACUUGAGCUGAUCUGGUUGAGGACGUUGCAAAAUGGAGAUGGUGGUGUUUACGUUGACUAUCAAGACAUUGAGAGUGCAACAUCCCUUCACAUUGCAUGCCGCAGGAAUAGUGUCCAAUCAGUCUCCCUUCUCCUUGAACAUGGUGCAGGCACCACAAUCAAAGACAACAAUGGUAACAUGCCUGUAUUUGUUGCUUGUGAAGCUGGUUGUGUUCAAGUUGUCAGGCAGCUGUUACCUUAUUCAUCACAUCAAGACGUGAACAGAUUUGGCGAAACUCUUCUAUUGGUUGCAUGUAGAAAUGGACACGAGGAUAUGUUUCAAAUCAUAGUUCACUGGGUUUACCAUGGUGCUGACCAGAACAUGGCAAGGUGGUUCCUGAAUGUUCCUGUUCCAAUUCACAUGAACAUGACAGCAUUACACAUAUCCAGUCACAUAAAAAAUGUGCACUUUGUGGAACAGUUGCUUCUUCGUGGAGCGGCACCCAAUACCCGUGAUGUGCAUGGUCAAACAGCGCUACACUAUAGCUGCAUCAACGCUUGUCGGGUAAUAGUAAGUGUGUUGUUGAAAUACAUGGCUGAUGUCUCUGUGUGCGAUGAACAUCUACGGACACCGCUCCACUACGCCUGUGAACGUGGAUCCCUGGACAUUGCUGAGAUGUUGGUGAUGGCAGGAGGGAAUCUUUACGUUCGUGAUCGAGAUGGACGAACUCCCCUUGACAUGUGCAGCACUGGACACAGAGUUCUACUGAAGCAAAGCUUGCGGUACUUGAGGAAACGCCAGUCGACCAGUUCUGAAGAUUCGCCGUGUUCUUCCAAACGCAUAAGAUAUGAUUCCACAAAAAGAGGGUGCACCUUUGAAGACGCACAGACCUGUCCACGUCCCAGAAGUGUACCACAGUUAAGGCGCAGUCACUCAAUGGGUGAGACACGGUGUGUGUCAUCAGAUGGGCAGUGCUUUCAGGAGUAAGACUGUCAGUUUGAGAAUGUUUAGUUCACUGACCCAUUCAAACAACUAUUGAAUGUUUCUCUCCGGAUACUUUAGAUGUAUGAUGGUGGUAUGUGAAUAAUCAUAUCUGCAUCAGACAAUCCAGUGACUGCUUGAACAAGUCCCAGUCUCACCAGUCACCCAGUCACCUCUAAGAAGAAGCAUGAAUUUGCUGGAGAUCAAUUCUAACCGGGAUCUUCACGCAUAAAGAAAAUAUUGAAAAUAUUUGUAUAUAAAUGUAUACAUGUAUACAUAAAGUGUGUUUAGUAUAAGGUGUGAUUAUGAGUACGUGUAUAUUAACACGACUGUUGUACAAAAUGUUUUUUUAGUGUAACAUAAGUUGAGCGCCAAUGGCUAUACAGUGCUCUAGUGUCAUUGUGUAUACAGUAAAUGUGUUAAGAGCAAAGUGCAUCAGGAAUUAAAUGAGUGCUGUGUACAAAAUGGCUACGUAUAAAAAAAUUCCGCAUUAUUGUGCUGAUUAUAUUUUGUAUUUAUGAAGAUCUGCUAGAUCAGUAAUGUUUUAGUGAAAAAAGUGCUUCUUAUAAAUGUGCUCUGGGUAAGUACUAGUAUCCACAAUGAUUAAGUAAUACUGUGCUGAUAGUCAAACCUAUUUACCAGGGUGGUGAUAAUUUGUUUUAUUACCUACGAGAGCGAAAAUACCGGGGUUCAUAUUUAUCAUAUGUUGCCCUAGGGCAAAAUACCACUUUGUCAUGGUGAGGUGACGUCAUGAACAAUGCUAUGACGUCACAUUUCUUCUAGGAAGUUGCGUUCUACAUGCGGCGACGGCGGGCAGCCAGCCUAUGUUUGAGAGUAGAUUUGGGUUUACGACUUACGAUUUAACGACUUCGGUAAUAAAUAGAAUAAUGUAUUCGUGCCCAUAUCAUACUAUGAUUACGAAACUCGUGCCUAAAGAUCGGUAAAUACCUAGCUCUCGCUCGGGAAAUACCAACAUUUAGGUACUCGUGUCGUAAACAUAGUAUGACAUGGGCACUCAUAUAAUAUCCUCUAUGUACUGAUAAUAAAACUUAUUUAGUAUGGCAUGCAUGAUAUAAUGUCUUUUUCAUUGCCUGUAUUACUUAUAUGUUCAAUGAACAUUAUGUUUAGCGAUAGAAUAUAAAUGAGAGUAUUUGUUAGGGAUAGUAAGGCAUAGAAGCGAGAACUAUCGACCUAGCAACUAUUCUUGCAGAUCCAAUAAAAUUACUGUCACGUG